Molecule: messenger RNA, 1500 nt
Organism: Eriocheir sinensis (Chinese mitten crab)
Lineage: Eukaryota; Metazoa; Arthropoda; Malacostraca; Decapoda; Varunidae
Product: splicing factor 3A subunit 2-like
Exons: 1
Coding region: 1-1071 (356 amino acids)
Source: RefSeq, a predicted model, not a curated record
AUGGUCCGCUCAAACCCUCCCCCUCCCCCAGCCUUCCUGGGGCAGGAGACGCCCCGCACCCUGCCGCCCCUCGGCGCCGCGCCCCUGACCGCCGCCCCGCCCCAGCAGGACCGCCGCCAGGAGCAGCCCCCGGAGGAGACGCUGCAGGACCUCCUGGACUCCCUGCCGCAGGAGCUCCCUGAAGAGCCCCUGGGGGCGGACCUCGACCCCCUGGGGCUGGACCUCGACCCCCUGAUCAUCGCCUCCCCUGACGGCCCCGCCCCGCAGCACGCCCCUGCCAAGCUGUCCACGCCCCAGCACCCCGGCCUGCACGCCCCCGCCAAGCUCCCCACGCCCCAGCACCCCGGCCUGCACGCCCCCGCCAACCUGCCCACGCCCCAGCACCCCGGCCUGCACUCCCCCCAGCCAGGCACCCCGCCCCAGCACCCCGGCCUGCACGCCCCCGCCAAGCUCCCCACGCCCCAGCACCCCGGCCUGCACGCCCCCGCCAACCUGCCCACGCCCCAGCACCCCGGCCUGCACUCCCCCCAGCCAGGCACCCCGCCCCAGCAUCCCGGCCUGCACUCCCCCCAGCCAGGCACCCCGCCCCAGCAUCCCGGCCUGCACUCCCCCCAGCCAGGCACCCCGCCCCAGCAUCCCGGCCUGCACUCCCCCCAGCCAGGCACAACGCCCCAGCUGGUGCCUGACGCAGCCACCGCCGCCGCCGCUGCCGCCUGGCCCUCGCCGGUGCCAGGCCUGCAGGAAGGUGGCCCUGAGGGCGCAGCGGGCCUCCGGGAUGGGCGCAGCGCCCCGCGCCCCCGCCGCUUCAGGCUGUACGAGCGUGAGGAGCCCUUCGAGGACCCGCUGCAGGAGAAGCGGCGCCGUGACGCCAUCAACUCCAAGAAGAACCGUGACGCCAGCAAGGCCAGGAUGACCGAUCUGCGCCGUCGCAGAGACGAAGCCGUCGCCCAGCUGAACGACCUUCGGCAGGAGGUGGCGGACUUGCGCCGACGGGAGGCGAUGUUCCUGGCGUACCUGGCGGCCCUGCCUCCCGCCUGGCCCGGCAGCGCUGCCCCCCGCCAGCAGGCAUGAGCGAUGCACGUCCUUCCUCCUCGCAGCAGUGCCAGCACCAGCCGUGCCGGGGCUGUGAGGGCCUGCUCCUGCACCUGGCAGGCCACUAAAGUGAUUCUUGUGUGUCAUUUCAUCCCGGAGUUUGGCCAUUCUCCCAUAACAAACCAGCGUGCUCUCUGUCUUGCCUGAACGUGACAGUAAACACUGGGUUCUGCGCACGCGAAAAUCAGAAUGGGACGGCCUGCAACACUGGGGCGUCGAGCCUCGUCCCCUUGUGCUUACAGACGCACAACGGUGGAUGAAUCUCGGCACGGUGCCGUGACCUUGUCGACUGCCCGACACACAGGGUGCAGGUUGUCCCAUGUGUCACAUUACCGACACACAGGGUGCAGGUUGUCCCAUGUAUCACAUUACCGACACACAGGGUGCAGGUUGUCCCAUGUAUCACAU